AUGAAUUCCAGCACACUGAAAUACGUCGCCACGGCGCGAAUGCUCCAGGAGAUCUUCCCCACCGUCCCAGUAGAUGUCGUGGAUGAAUACGUACAAGAAUGCGACGGGAACGAGGACAAGGCAAUAAACAUGUUGAUAAACUAUACGGCCCCCUCGCCUCUGCGUCUGCCUACUCCUGAAAAGCUGUUUGUCAUUGUGCGAAAGCCGUCGCUAGGGUCCUUGGGAACGCCUAUAAACCCCAAGAAGAAGCGUAACCCCAAAUCAGCACCAGUGGAAAUUCCCAAGGGAGAGAUAAAACCGGUAUCUACCCACCAGGGAACUAAAAAGAGCUGGUACCAGAUGAAGGAAGAGGUGGAGCUUAUCAGCAGUUUGACCAAUUUCCCGGAAGGCACGGUGCGGAGUAUCCAUCAUGAAAAUGCGGGAAAAAUCCUCAAUACGAUUGUCGAACUUAUGGUAAAGAGACCCGGGGCCACAGUUAAGUACAGAGUGAAGAAACCAGAGACGGAUGCGGACGACCCCGCCUUCGACGUGGCGCAAAAAACGAAACUUCAGAUCCCAAGAGGGGGUAGAGUCCAGUAUGGCCGUGCUACCAAGGCGUCAACCGCAUCCAUCGCUCCCAGACACACACCCAUUACAAAGAAGCCAGAACCCGCGGCUGAACCGUACAAGUACGAUCCCCAGGGCGAGGAUGCACGCAUGCUCCGGGAAAUCGAACGCUCCAGCCCAAUCUUGUCCAAUUUACCGUCAGAGUUUUUCCUGAAUGCCAUGGAACAUUUCUCGGGAGAUGUAACAAAGGUCUGCGAAAUCUGCCAGUUUGUCAUCGAGCAUGGCAGGUCGAAAGAAGAGCUUCCGCGCAUUGGGUCGUUGAACCUCGCGAAUGGCAGCACUCAGACCAUGCCGUCAGGGUCCACGCUAGUCACACCAAAAUCGCAGGUGGAUAAGUGGCGCCAGGUCAGUGCACAACCUCCUAUAGUGGGUGAUACCAUGGGAAAGACCCCAGGGGAGCUCCUCGAGCAGUCCAAGUACUUGGCUCUCAGGGCAAGAGACUCGUCGUCCAAGUUGAUUAAGCAGCACUAUACCAGCAUGGCUGCGGACCAACGAGGACGAUACCAGUCUGCUGUUAAUGCAGAGCAACAGGAACGUCAAGACAAGACGCUCCAGAGCUUCCGCUUGGGCCACUUGGGGAAUAGGGUUGAUUUGCAUGGAUUCAACAUCGAUACAGCUAUCGCGACCGCCGAGGGCUGUUUGGAACAUUGGUGGAGCAGCGAGCGGGAGCAGCAGGAAAUUUCCGGCCGGUUCCGAGCCACAAAGGUGAUGAAGGCCGAGCACGUUGACCCGUUGGUGAUCAUCACCGGCAGAGGGAUCCACAGCAAGGGUGGUUAUUCGCGCGUGCGAAAGGAAGUGAAGCGGAUUUUGCAGGAGCGCGGGUUUGUGUUUGAGGAGUCGCUGUCCUCGUUUUCCGUUCAAGGGAAAAGAAAAUAA
Molecule: messenger RNA, 1482 nt
Organism: Babjeviella inositovora NRRL Y-12698
Lineage: Eukaryota; Fungi; Ascomycota; Pichiomycetes; Serinales
Exons: 1
Coding region: 1-1482 (493 amino acids)
Molecular function (GO): ubiquitin binding
Source: RefSeq, a predicted model, not a curated record